GAGAUGGCUUUUAUCAGAACGAGGCUUGUCAUUGAACUUUGUCGAAACUUCAGUGACAGUUCCUCCACUCUGGUAGGCUGUUCGCAACUGGUUAAUGUGGUUCGAAACAUUCCAGGAACAGUGAGUGAACGCCGUUCGGUUUGGGGAAAAAGUUGGAUCUUAUUGUGGGCGCGAAGGGAAGUGUCGUCUGGUUGUGAUUUCUUUGUCUGGUGCUGCCGGAGCGAGCUAAGGUGCUGAAGAAAGUACUGCAGGAAACAUGGACAUGAAGGUCUUCCUGUUCGCGUGUCUGUUGUCAGGUUUAACAUUGGUAUCCUCCACCCAGGAAACGGCCCCAACUCAAGCCCCCACAGGUGUGGACACACAUUCUGGACCCUGUUCCUCAUCCUCGCUGUGCUACUGCUGCAGGUGGACCAAUAGACCGACAGAGAACAGGUGUUCCAACCAGUUGUGUCUGGAGAUGUCCAACGGAGUGUGUGUCAGGAAGGCCAACAACUCAGGAUCUGACAAACAAUGUCAAACCCAUCCUGAGCGCGUGUGCUCCUCUUGUUGCAAACGCCUCCAGAGUCCAGCGACGUGUUCUGUCCAAGAACCUCCUCGUCCGAGACCCCAAAUUCGACGUCGUCGUAACGAGCAGUAUUUUCAAUCUGAAACCCAAGCCUGCUGCCAGCAGGUCCAAAGUGUUCGUAUGUUGUGCUGCAUGGGUGCACCCAGGCCCCCUUGCUGUGCAGUCAUACCCUCCUCUGAGCAAAUCCUUGUUCAGAUGGAGGCUCAGCGUAUUGCUCGUGUGAGGGCUGAGCAAGCGGCCGCUCUUCAGAUACGAAGAGAGGCUGAACACCGCGAGGCCCUAAGGAUCGCUGCUCUGAGAGAGGCUGCAGUGCGAGAAGCUGAGGCUCGGCAAGCUGCCAUGGACGCUGCUCGACUCGCCGCUAUUCGGGCCCAAAGGGUGGCUGAACAACGUGAGGCCGAAAGAAUUGCCGUUCUGAGGGAGGUUGCGGCGCGUCAGGCUGAAGCUCGGGAAGCUGCUCGUCUUGCCGCUCUUGAAGUUGCCCGAGAACGAGAAAUGAGGGCGACAGAGGCUCGAUUGGCUGCUCUCAGAGUUCAGAGAGAGGCAGAGCUUGCUGCUCAGCACGAAGCUCUUCGCUUGGCUCAGGUUGCCGCAGAAACUGAGGCAGCUCGUCUUGCUGAGCUUCAGCUCCAACAGGAGGCAGCUCGAGGUGCAGAGGCCAGAGCCCAGGCGGAGCGGGACAACCUUGCAAGGCUUCAGGCCGAACAAGCUGCCGAACUCCAAGUCCAACAGCAAGCUGCUAUGGCCGCUCAGCAUGAAGCCGACCGCCUUGCUCUCAUCGCACGAAGGGUUUGCAGUAGCUGUGGUUCAUCCGCCCAACCCCUUCGAGUCCCCGAGGCACAGAGACCAGCUUGUUGUUCUUCUGCAGCCCAGCCCCAGCCCCAGGUCCAGGUUACAACCUGUUGCUCAGGGGCCAGCCUGCCCGCGCCGCGUGCUGCUCAUCCGCUACCUACGUAAGUUCGACCCCUUCUUGUUGCGGAGCUUCACAACCUCAACCUCAGAUUAGCUCUUCACAGGGUCGUGUCGUCUGCUGUACAGAUUCAACGUCAGCUCGUGUGAAUUGCUGCAGAGCAAAUGGCUGGAUGGGUGUCUGCUGUUAAAUCGCUCAGUUGAGUUUGCCUAAUUCUUGAGCUUACUUUACAAACUCCGUCUGACACGGGUUAAACUCUUGUUCGGACGUAUGAAACUAACUCUGUUUUGCAUAAAUGAUAGCAGUAUCAGUGUAUGCAGUUGGUUGUCAUCAAAUGGUACCUUACGCAUCGGAAAGCUGCAACCUUCAUGUGACUAGUUACGUAACACUAUACUGAUUGUCCAUACCCGGUGAUUUUCUAUCCACUUUUGUAUGUCUUACAAACUUGUUACUUUUAAUCUCUCAAUGUAGUUGAUUUAGUUGCUCCAUUGCUUUGGUUAGCUCCCCAAUGAAAUGUACCUCUCUACCUGUAAUUCUUGAUUUCUCGGCCUAUUGUUUGGUAUUUGUCACCAUGCGUAGG
This is a messenger RNA of Haliotis rubra (blacklip abalone), 2055 nucleotides long. Its product is annotated as mediator of RNA polymerase II transcription subunit 15-like. The transcript has 6 exons. Bases 257 to 1522 code for a protein of 421 amino acids. The record is from RefSeq and is a predicted model, not a curated record. NCBI's taxonomy places the organism in Eukaryota, Metazoa, Mollusca, Gastropoda, Lepetellida, Haliotidae.